Molecule: messenger RNA, 651 nt
Organism: Recurvomyces mirabilis
Lineage: Eukaryota; Fungi; Ascomycota; Dothideomycetes; Mycosphaerellales; Teratosphaeriaceae
Gene: YFH1
Product: Mitochondrial matrix iron chaperone
Exons: 2
Coding region: 1-651 (216 amino acids)
Biological process (GO): iron incorporation into metallo-sulfur cluster; intracellular iron ion homeostasis
Cellular component (GO): mitochondrion
Molecular function (GO): 2 iron, 2 sulfur cluster binding; ferroxidase activity; ferric iron binding
Source: RefSeq, a predicted model, not a curated record
AUGUCUGCACCCAUGACAUCCCGACUCCUCCGCCAGACUGCCCGAGCAGCAUCGCAACAGCUCACACGACGUACCGCCUCAGUCUUACCAGCAACACACCGCCUCUUAUCUCCAUCAAUCUCACAUACCGCAGCUGUCAGAUCACUGUCAACAUCACAGCGAUGGACCGCAGGUUUGAUGCCAGACACCCACGAACCUAAAGCACCCGACAACGACGAGCAGAGCCCCCAGAAUGAAGUACUACCUGCCGCGGUGAACGAGGACGAGUAUCAUGAGCAUGCGGAUCGGUAUAUGAACAUCCUGCACGAGCGGGCAGAGGAAUUGCAAGAGGAGAGGAAUGAUGUCGAGGUGGAAUAUGCCGCAGGCGUCCUCUCCAUCACUCUCCCACCAGCAGGGACCUACAUAAUCAACAAACAACCACCCAACAAACAAAUCUGGCUCUCAUCGCCCAUCUCCGGCCCGAAGAGAUUCGACUGGGUGAUUUCGGGGGAGAGUAUGCAUGAGAAGGCUGAUGGUGGGAUUGGGGAUUGGGUGUAUGUUCGGGAUGGCACGAGUUUGACUGAGUUGUUGAGGAAGGAGGUCGGGGUUAGUAUUGAUAUUGAUCCUGAGGCGGAGGCGGUUAAGAAGGUGUCUACUGAUCCGGUGGAGUGA